AUGUCAUGUGCUUUGGAAAGAUCUGAAUCAUCAUUCUCAAAUACUGUCAGUGCAGAGUUCACAUUAUUAGAAAGCGUAGUGGAUGGUGCAUGUAGCUUCAAUGGAUUGAGCACCUGGAGAUCGCUCUUGGAGGGUUUAACUGAGAUACUGCUUAAUAUGUGGCGAUCAAGAACAAUUUCUUCUUCCCCAAUUUCAACAGCGGACAAAAAUGGCGAUAUGCGAAUUACAAUCGAGGAGUUCGAAGAAUUACUUACAUCUAAUGAAGCACAAUCAUCGCAGGUCAAAAGGGCACUCUAUCUUAUAGCCGACCAGGUUAUUACCCCUUCACAACGAUUCCAAGUUCAUUCCUAUAUUGAUGAGUAUACUUGUUGUCCUCCGCCAAUUUUUAUUCUGCUAGUAUCCAUUAUUGAGAUAUUCGUAUUUUUCUACUACUACUGGACAGAUCCACCACAACCAAAUGAGGAUAUUUUCACAUUUUGUUCCGGAUGCGUGGUAAACCACCAUGUCGGUCCGUUAAUGUUUUCACCAAAAAUGAAGAGCCAAGUGUGGAGACUGAUUACGUACGCUUUGCUCCAUGCCGGCUUGAUUCAUCUAUUAGGCAAUAUACUAGUGCAAAUAAUGAUUGGAGUGCCUCUCGAAAUAGUUCAUAAACCGUGGCGGAUAGCGCCACUCUACUUGAUGGCUGUCUUAUCAGGGUCGUUACUACAGUAUACACUGGAUCCGAAGGUAUACGUUGUUGGUGCCUCGGCUGGUGUUUAUGCACUUCUGACUGCCCAUUUAGCAAAUGUCGUCAUCAACUGGGCAGAGAUGCCAUUUCGAUGGGUGCGACUCACAUUGAUCUCAAUUUUUCUUGUGUUCGACAUAGGAACAGCUCUUAUUCGUCGCUUUGGCUCUAGCGAGUGUGACACGGUGUCGCAUUCGGCUCACAUUGCGGGUGGAAUAACUGGCUUUUGUUUUGGAAUUGUGAUUCUUUACAAUGUUGUGGAGCGACCUUGGGAGAAGAUUAUCAAAUAUAUUUGCAUUGCACUCUAUAUGUACAGCACUUUGAAAGAGAAACUCGCACUGAAUUGCGACGUGUUCCAGCCAAUGUCCCGAGCCCAAAUUUUGCAUGGCACGGAUCCACUUAACUUCUGGCCAGCAAAACUAUGCUGUAGCAGCACUUUUUGCAAAAUCAUGAGUACAUUUGAUAAGCUAAUGUGCAAACCAUGGACUUUAGCACAGAAAAGUGAAUAA
Messenger RNA from Cylicocyclus nassatus, 1233 nucleotides. NCBI's taxonomy places the organism in Eukaryota, Metazoa, Nematoda, Chromadorea, Rhabditida, Strongylidae. The record is from the annotation of a GenBank genome assembly.